Molecule: messenger RNA, 2523 nt
Organism: Strigops habroptila (Kakapo)
Lineage: Eukaryota; Metazoa; Chordata; Aves; Psittaciformes; Psittacidae
Product: kinesin-like protein KIF1C
Exons: 15
Coding region: 1-2445 (814 amino acids)
Biological process (GO): microtubule-based movement
Molecular function (GO): microtubule binding; ATP binding; microtubule motor activity
Source: RefSeq, a predicted model, not a curated record
AUGCACCCCAAAUACAGCCCCAAAUACACCCCAAUGCAACCCAAAUACAGCCCCAAAUACACCCCAAUGCACCCCAAAUACAGCCCCAAAUACACCCCAAUGCACCCCAAAUGCACCCAAACACACCCCAAACCACACCCCGAAUCACCCCCCAAAACACAGCCCAACGUACCCCAAUACACCCGAAUCACCCCCAAAUACACCCCAAGCUCCCCUGGCACCCCCCCCAACCCCACCGUACCCCCAUUGUGCCCCCCACUGUGCCCCCAUUGUGCCCCCCACUGUGCCCCCAUUGUGCCCCCCAUUGUGUCCCCCAUUGUGCCCCCAUUGUGCCCCCAUUGUGUCCCCCAUUGUGCCCCCACUGUGCCCCCCAUUGUGCCCCCAUUGUGCCCCCCAUUGUGUCCCCCAUUGUGCCCCCAUUGUGCCCCCAUUGUGCCCCCACUGUGCCCCCCAUUGUGCCCCCAUUGUGCCCCCCAUUGUGCCCCCAUUGUGCCCCCCACCCAGGUCAGCCGCAUCAGCCUGGUGGACCUGGCGGGCAGCGAACGCGCCGACCAGGCGGGGACCUCGGGGACGCGCCUCAAGGAAGGUGCCAACAUCAACAAGUCACUGACCACGUUGGGCAAAGUCAUCUCAGCCCUGGCCGAGGCGCAAAACAAGAAGAAGAAGCCGGAUUUCAUCCCCUACCGCGACUCGGUGCUGACCUGGCUGCUGAAGGAGAACCUGGGAGGCAAUUCCCGCACGGCCAUGAUCGCGGCGCUGAGCCCCGCUGAUACCAGCUAUGAGGAGACGCUGAGCACCCUGCGGUACGCGGACCGGACGCGGCACAUCCGGUGCCACGCGGUGGUGAACGAGGACCCGAACGCGCGGCUCAUCCGCGAGCUGCGGCGGGAGGUGGCGCGGCUGCGGGAACUGCUGCGCGCGCAGGCCCCGCCCCGCGCCGGGCCCGACCAUGAGCCCCCCACGGAACCCCCCCCCGCCGAGCCCCCCCCGCCCGCCGCCGUCAAUGGGGCCACGGAGCCGCUGCCCCCCCUCAGCGCCGCGGAGGCCAUGGAGCGGCUGCAGGAGACGGAGAAGAUCAUCGCGGAGCUGAACGAGACCUGGGAGCAGAAGCUGCGUCGGACGGAGGCGCUGCGGCUGGAGCGGGAGGCGCUGUUGGCCGAGAUGGGCAUCGCGCUGCGGGAGGACGGCGGCACCGUCGGGGUCUUCACCCCGAGAAAGACCCCGCAUUUGGUGAACCUCAACGAGGACCCGCUGAUGUCCGAGUGCCUCCUGUACCACAUCAAGGACGGGGUCACCAGAGUGGGUCGAGUGGACGUGGACAUCAAGCUCUCGGGACCGCUCAUCGAGGAGCAGCACUGCCUGUUCCGCAGCCAGCCCGGCCCCAUGGGUGAAGUGGUGGUGACGCUGGAGCCGUGUGAGGGAGCCGAAAUCUACGUCAAUGGGCAGCGGGUGACGGAGCCCGUGGUGCUGCAAUCGGGGAGCCGCCUGGUGCUGGGCCAGAGCCACGUGUUCCGCUUCACGCACCCGGAGCAGGCGCGGCGGCAGCGGGACGGGCAGCGGGAGCAGGACGGGCGCCGCGGGGUCCCCGCGCCCCCCCCGGGCUGGAGCCAGGCGCAGCGCGAGCUGCUGGAGCUGCAGGGCAUCGACGUGCGGCCGGGGGGCAGCCGCAGGCUACAGGAGCUGGAGAACCGGCACCGGGGAGAGGAGAAAACGGCGGAGGAGGAGCGAGGGACCGUGCCCCCCUCCCCGCGGCGCCCCGGGAGGCGCCGGGAGCCGCUCCGGGUGUACCAGAUCCCGCAGCGCCGCGCGCUGACACCGGAGCCGCCGCGGGGCCGGCGGGAGGGCGCCGGGGACGCCGGGGACACGGGUGCUGCGGGUGCUGUGGGUGCUGCGGGUGCCGGGGGCGCUGUGGGUGCUGCGGGUGCUGUGGGUGCUGCGGGUGCCGCGGGUGCCGGGGGCGCGGAGGUGGCGGGGCUGCGCGCGCACCUGCAGCGCCUGGCGGGGAUCCUGCGGGAGGUGAAGCGCCAGAACAGCGCCAAGGACGAGCAGCUGCGGGCGCUGCGGGACCGCGUGGGGCGCAUGGAGCGCGCCCUGCCCCUGCCCGCGGACGACGACCCCGAUGCCGUCCCACGGCCGCCGAGCCCUGCGCCGCCGUCGCGGCUGUCGCUGCUGAUGCAGCGGGACCCCGCGUUCCGGCGCGGCCGCCUGCGCUGGCUGCGGCAGGAGCAGGCGCGCCUCUGGGGGGCGCUGCAGCCGCGCCCCCCGCAGGACCCCGCCCCGCUGCGCUUCCCAUUCAAGAGCAACCCCCAGCACCGGGCCCCGCCCCUCGCCGAGGACACGCCCCCUCCCCACGACGAAGGGCGCCCCCUAGGCGGGAGGACCCCGCCGCGCAUCCGCCGGCAGCGCUCGGCGCCAGACCUCAAAGCGCGGGGCCCCCACGCCUAGAGAUGGGCGGGGGGGGGCCCCCCAAUGGGGGGGAUUCGCUCAUUAAAGGGUGACCCCUAAUUAAAGAGGAAAAGCUCA